This is a messenger RNA of Rosa chinensis, 2310 nucleotides long. RefSeq names its product alpha-galactosidase. Gene Ontology annotation, molecular function: hydrolase activity, hydrolyzing O-glycosyl compounds. Bases 475 to 2016 code for a protein of 513 amino acids. Gene Ontology annotation, biological process: carbohydrate metabolic process. The record is from RefSeq and is a predicted model, not a curated record. The transcript is spliced from 13 exons. NCBI's taxonomy places the organism in Eukaryota, Viridiplantae, Streptophyta, Magnoliopsida, Rosales, Rosaceae.
CCAAAUAACUCAGACUCUCUGAACGAUGGAAACCUGAUAUUUGACCACCGUGCUGCAGGCUAUGAUUCCAUACCAUCAAACACUAACAUUUUCACUCUGGCUUUAUUUGAUGGGGUGGAAUCUAUAGCCUACUGCAAUGUGGUCAAACUGUCUCCUUGAUCCAUUUUCUUCACUACAAAGCACCAUCUCUGUACCCAAAGUCUCCAUUUCUAUACCUUCACUUUCACUCUGCUAUCAAACACAGACCCAAAAUGGUUUAUCUUUUAUGUGGGAUUUUGGUGAUUUAGGCUUGUUGUUUGGAAGAGGGUUCAGGCUCCAGACCAAUGUGGUUUUGUGUGGCUUGGUUUUGAGUAGUUGGGUUACUUUGGUUCAGUGGUGUCAGGAAGAGAGAGAUAGAUUCGGGUUGUGUUGGUGGGUUUGGGGUUUAAGAGAGGAAUGCAAGUAUGGGGGUUUGAGGCGUAGCUUAAUCCAACAAUGGAGACUAUAACAUGGAGAAAACGAAGACUAAGAACUGGAACAAGAUUCCUAUUCAGCUAUCUCUGUUUCUUCCUCACCGGCUCGGGGCCUCAACUUUCGAGUCACAUGAAGAGAACCAAUUUCGAGCAAAACUCUAGCCACAAUGAAGAUGGAUCAAGGUGGGUUGAUCUUCUUAAUCAGAGGGUAUGGUCACAAGAACUUGCUAGCACCCCACCCAGAGGUUGGAACUCCUAUAACGCAAUCAGCUGGACUAUUACAGAGGAAGAGUUCUUGCAAAAUGCUGAAAUCAUCUCCAAGAAGUUACUUCCUCAUGGAUAUGAGUAUGUAGUUGUGGACCAUCUGUGGUAUAGGAGAAAUGUGACCUGUGCUAGUGUAGACUCUCUCGGAGUUGAUGUAAUUGAUGAAUGGGGGAGACCGAUGCCUGACCCAGAUAGGUGGCCUAGCUCCAGAGGUGGGAAAGGGUUUACUGAAGUGGCAGACAGAGUACAUAAAAUGGGUUUGAAGUUUGGAAUUAAUGUUAUGAGAGGAAUAAACACACAAGCUGUAAAAGCCAAUACCCAUAUCUUGGAUCCUCUCUCGGGGAAUGUUUAUGAUUAUUUCAAUGGAAAAAUUUGGACUGCACAAGAUAUAGGGAUCAAGGAGAGGACUUGUGCUCGGAUGCAAAAUGGUUUCAUGAGUGUGGAUACAACCUUGCAAGCUGGAAGGUUCUUCUUGGCAGACCUCUAUCAACUGUAUGCCAAUUGGGGAGUUGAUUUUUUGAAACAGGACUGCGUGUUUGGUAAUGACUUGGAUAUGAAUGAAAUAUAUCAUGCAUCAUGGCUUUUGAGGAAUGAUAGACCUAUAUUGUAUUCUGUAUCUCCUGGAAUUGGAGCAACACCCAUGAUGGCCAAAAGUGUAAGUGGUGUAGUGAACAUGUACAGUAUAAACGGGCAUAACUGGGAUGACUGGGAAGAUGUUGUUGCCCGUUUUGAUGUUGCCAGGGAUUUUGCUGCUGCUAAUAUGAUUGGAGCAAACAGCUCGUGGCCUGACUUAGAUAUGCUUCCCCUGGGAUGGCUUAGUGAUGCAGGUUCAAAUGAAGGUCCACACAGAACAACUAACCUCACAUUAGAGGAGCAAAGAACUAUGAUGACCUUGUGGUGCAUGGCCAAGUCUCCUCUCAUGUUUGGAGGAGAUCUGAGAAAGCUUGAUGAUACAACUUACAGUAUCCUAACAAAUCCUACCUUGCUAGAGGUCAAUUCUUUUAGCUCAAAUAAUAAGGAGUUUCCAUACAUAAAAUCUGAAGGACUUCGCUCUUGGGUUGCAACUGGAAGACAACGAGAAAUAUAUGUUGCUUUAUUUAAUCUGAACUCAAAGAAGACUACUAUAACCGCACAAAAAUCAGACUUAGCCAGGGCACUUCCUGGGACAACAUUGACUACUAGAGCUUCCUGCAAAGGCAAAGAAGUAUGGAGCCGACUAGACUUGGGGAUUAUAGACCACUCCAUAUCCAUUGCUGUAGAAACCCAUGGGACUGCACUAGUUGUCCUACAUUGCAAUUAGGUUAGUGUAGAUAAACCAAAACAGAUAAUUCUUAGUUUCAGCUUGUUUUUGUAUUCGGAUCUUAAGCUUGAAACUGUUAUUUCUGUACCAUAUAUGCUCAGAGUGUUGAUGCAAAAUUUCGUUUGCACCAAGUCAACAGGGUUCCGUUGAAAUCCGGGGUGGGGUAGGAUCUUGGAUGUGGGGUUUAUCUUCUCUCCAUAGGGUUGAGCGGUCGAUUCAACGUAGUGCUGGCCUGUCAGGCUCCGAUGAUCAAAUCAGAAAGUGAGAAGGAGGAGAAGUGUUUUUGGUAUUUUU